AAUUAUUGUUUAUUAUUUUUCAUUCUUCUCGAUCCUCGUUUUUCACACUAAAUUCUGUUUUCGAUUUUAACCUAGAAAAAUUAACAAUAAAAACCACAUCCUCCAUUGUUUUUUUUUAAUUAGACGACAUUGAUCUUCAAAUCUUCACAAAAAGCGCCAAUUAUUUUUAAGAAACCCAUCAUUAUCAAUCUAACAUAUUUUCGUUUUCUGUUUUUUUCUGGGUGAUGUUUAUGUCAAAAUGUUAGAGAAAUCCGGCUCAUGAAUUGGGUUAUUAGUUGUGAAAAGCCAGAGAUUCUGAUAAGUUAUGGGGAAUUUUCUGCAUGGGUUUGUUUUCCCAUUGCUGCUAUUAACAGCUGCUUUACUCAACUGGAGUAUAAUCUCUUUGGUUGAGUUGUUGAUUUUUCUGGUCAUUCAAUAUACUUCUCCAAACACUGGAUUGGGUUCUCAGAGACGAUUUACACAUUGUUGUAUUAUUGCGUUCUGCGUACUAGCGACCUCUUCACAAAUGGUCUUUCAUAUUAUUUGGGCUGUUAAAGGGAAGGAAUGGAGUAUAGCUGAUGCUUCAUGGGCGAAGCUAGUUGGCUUUGCGAGUGUGCAACCUUGGGGAUCUUCGACUAUAAUUUAUUCCUUGGUGGUACAGUUAUUGGUGGCUUUGGUUGCGAUACUUGACAUUCGUUGGAGUAGAGUUGGUCUGGUUUCGGGGAGAGGUACCUGUUGGAGGAGUUUUUCAUCAUAUGUUGUCGAUUUAGGUUCUCAUGUCAGGGUUGCCUGUUGCUUAUUUUUGCCCGCUGUUCAGCUGGUUGUUGGGAUAAGUCAUCCAUCUUGGGUUUCUCUACCAUUCUUUAUCUGUAGCUGUGUUGGUCUGGUGGACUGGUCUCUAACGAGCAACUUUUUGGGCCUCUUCUGGUGGUGGAGGCAUCUGCUAGCCUAUGCAGGCUUCUAUAUUGCUCUACUUUAUACAUACCAGCUCCCCAUUAAUUUCUCAAUUAUGGUUCAAACAGUAGCCGAGUUUAUUGGGCUAUACAAAGUAUCUGCAGCCCUAGAGUGGACCAGAAUCUGUUGUUGUAUUUCUCUUCUAAUUUUCUACUUAAUGUUAUCCAUUAUAAAGUGCGACCUCGAGGAAAUGAAUUUUAUCAUGUCUACAAGAAAUAGUAGCUUGUCAGAGCAGCUUCUCCCAUCAAGGCAUUCGUUUUUCAUUCGUAGAUCAAGAUCUGGUGUUAGGCACACAAAUAUGCUAUUAAGAGGAGCAGUUUUCCGAACUUUUAGUAUCAACUUUUUUACAUAUGGUUUUCCGGUCUCACUGGUUGCUCUUUCAGUUUGGGGUUUCUUUUUCACUAGUGUAUGUGCGUUUUGGCUACUCGCAUAUGUUGCCUACGCUCUAUAUGCCUUCCCUUCCUUUUUCCAGUUACACCACUUAAAUGGAUUGCUUCUUGUCUUCAUUCUUUUGUGGGCUACUUGCACUUAUGUCUUCAAUGUGGCAUUCACAUACCUGAAUAAGGAAUUUUGGGAGGACAUGGAAAUUUGGGAAACAAUUGGUUUCUGGCAUUACCCCAUUCCUGGUUUUUUUCUGCUUGCUCAAUUUUGUCUUGGAAUUCUCGUUGCCAUUGGUAAUCUCGUGAACAAUACUGUUUUUAUGUACAUGGCUGAUGUGGAUAGGCGAGCUACCGCUGAAGAUUAUAGUAUAGAAGAAGGAGAAGAGACCAAGGUAUUAAUCAUCGCUACACUAGCUUGGGGACUACGGAGAUGCUCUCGUACUAUCACUCUUGCACUGAUAUUUUUUCUUGCCAUUAAACCUGGAUUCAUUCAUGCCAUCUACAUGAUUUUCUUUUUGUUGUUUCUGAUGAGCCACAACGUGAGUAGAAAGUUACGGCAAUCCCUGAUUCUUCUGUGUGAGACACAUUUUGCCCUAAUGUACAUCCUUCAGCUUAAUAUGGUCUCUAAAGCUUUAAAGAAAAGAGGAUCGUUAAGCAUGGGAAUUCUGUCACAGUUAGGUCUCUUGGAACCUGCUACCACGUGGGAUUUCUUGCAAAUAGCAGUGCUUUUGUGCUUCUGUGUGGUUCAUCACCACGGGUUUGAAAUGCUUUUCUCCUACUCGGCAAUUGUGAGGCACAUGCCUUGUACUCCAGUUGGGUUUAGCAUUUUAAGGGCUGGAUUGAACAAAUCUGUUCUACUUUCAGUCUUUACCUCCCCCAAAAGCAGAGAGAGCCGAUCCAAUAAAUCUUCAUAUGAGAGGAGGAUAGCAACAUAUCUCAAUGCAGUUGGUCAGAUGUUUCUGUCUGCUUACCGCUCAUAUGGGACCUAUAUUUCGUUUUUGACAGUCCUCGUUACAGUGUAUCGGAUGAAGCCAAACUAUAUAUCAUUUGGUUUCCUUUUCUUCCUUCUGUUUUGGAUAACUGGAAGACAACUUGUUGAGGUGACAAGAAGGCGCUUAUGGUUUCCCUUGAAAGUUUACUCUAUUGUAGUGUUUGUCUUCAUUUACAGCUUGAGCAUUUUCUCCAGCUUUACGACAUGGCUAACAGAAAUAAUAAACUUAUCUACCACCUUGGGUUACAACCCUGAAACAUCACUGUUGCAAAAUAUUCGAGAACCUCUAACUGUUCUAAUCGUGAUGCAACUUUAUAGCUACGGAAGGAGACAGAGCAUAUUCAAGUAUAACCGAGAAGAUGACAUGCAUUUGUCACAGACGGGACUGCUAGGGUUUAUUAGGCGUCUCCUGAUUUGGCACAGCGAAAAAAUUCUGUGUCUUGCUGUAUUCUAUGCAUCUAUAACUCCAAUCAGUGCAUUUGGACUUUUAUAUCUCCUUGGUCUGGUUAUCUGUUCAACGUUACCUAAAGCUUCUCGGGUUCCUUCCAAAGUGUUUUUGGUGUAUACAGGAGUUCUAGUGAUAGCUGAGUAUCUUUAUCAGAUGUGGGGCAAGCAAGCUGAGAUGUUUCCUAGUCAAAAAUACACAUGGCUGUCAACUUUUCUAGGUCUUCAGCAAUUUAAUCCGGGGUGUUGGGGUAUGGAGUUGGGUUUCAGAGGAAAAGUUUUGGUGAUAAUUGCUUGUACUCUCCAAUACAAUGUCUUUCAUUGGAUGGAAAUGAUGCCAACCGCUCUUGUAAAUACGGAAAAAUGGGAAGAGCCUUGCCCACUAUUUCUCUCUAUAAAAGAUAUGUCAUUUAACAUCUCAAUCUGUGAUGGGGAAAGUGAACCUUCAGAAAAUUCGAGUCUGCUCUCUGUGAAGGGAAGGAGUGUUAUCAGCAAAUCAUGGCCAUCUUUCAUCUCUAGUGCAUCUCAACAACAAGAUCCUGGUUCUUCUGCAACAGGAGGCUCGAGAAGUAGUACCACCACGAAAAAUUCUGUUGGAUGCACAUCAGAAAGUCAUGACGAGAAUUACAAAUGGAAUAAGAAGCAAAUUCUUGCUUCAAGGAAAGAGAGGAUGGACAUGCAGAAGAAAACACUAAAAGUAUAUUUGAAAUUUUGGACCGAGAAUGCUUUUAACCUAUUUGGACUUGAGAUAAACAUGAUUGCGUUACUUCUUGCCAGCUUUGCUGUCUUGAAUAUCAUUUCUAUGCUUUAUAUUGCAUCCCUCGCAGCUUGUGUUCUUCUGGGUAGGCAGGUUAUACAUAAGCUGUGGCCCUUGUUUGUCUUUGCAUUUGCCUCCAUUCUCACCUUUGAGUACUUGGCCAUAUGGAAGGAUCUGACAUCUUGGAAUCAACAUGUUCCUAGUGAACAAAAAGUGCAUUGCCAUGACUGUUGGAGAAGCUCAGUUAUUCACUUCAACUACUGCAGAAGCUGUUGGCUUGGGGUUAUAGUUGAUGAUCCUAGAAUGCUUAUCAGCUACUAUGUUGUUUUUAUGCUUGCAUGCUUCAAACUCCGUGCUGAUCGUUGUACCAGUUUAACCGGGUCAGUUACUUUUCAUCAAGUGAUAUCUGAAUGUAGGAGUGCAUUAGUAUGGAGAGAUCUCUCGUUCGAAACUAAAAGUUUAUGGACAUUUCUUGACUACCUGAGGCUUUACUCUUAUUGUCAUUUAUUGGAUGUCGUGCUUGCAUUGAUACUCAUUACUGGAACCUUAGAGUAUGACAUUUUGCAUCUUGGCUACCUUGGUUUCGCUCUAAUCUUCUUUCGGUUGAGGCUUGAAAUUCUAAAGAGGAAAAAUCAGAUCUUCAAGUUUCUUCGCAUGUACAACUUUGCUCUUAUCAUUCUUUCUCUUGCCUAUCAGUCUCCUUUUGUAGACAAUGUUACUGGGGAGAAUCCUGAAAAGAUUGAAUACAUCUAUGAGAUGAUUGGAUUGUAUAAAUAUGAUUACGGGUUUCGGAUUACGUCGAGAUCUGCAUUGGUUGAGAUUAUCAUAUUUAUGUUAGUGUCGCUCCAGUCUUACAUGUUUUCAUCGCAAGAAUUCGAUUAUGCAUCUAAAUAUCUCGAGGCAGAGCAAAUUGGUGCUAUAGUGCGUGAACAAGAGAAGAAAGCUGCAUGGAAGACUGCUCAAUUGCAGUAUAUUCGUAAAUCUGAAGAAAAGAAACGUCAGCGCAACUUGCAAGUAGAGAAGAUGAAAUCAGAGAUGCUCAACCUACAAACCCAGCUACAUGGUAUGAACUCGACUGUGAACUGUGUUAAUUGUUCUUCUGAACGCGAAGGUCUCAGAAGAAGAAAAAGAAGAUACACUUCUUUGCACACUAAUGGAGGGACACAGACUAUAGAUAAGGAGCUUAUCGACCAGAAACAGGACCUAAGUUAUGCUGUUGAUUCUUCAUUUGUUUGUGAAACAAAUGAUUAUCUUACAGACUCAAAAGUAGAAAGUCCGUCAUCUGUGGGAUCCAUGGGUCAUGGUGUUGGUUCUCCAAUUUGUGAAAUUAGAGAACUUGGUGAAGAAACUUUGCUGAUGGAUUCAAAUAGAAGAGAGAAAGAACGACUAUUUGAAAGUCCUUUGAUUUCUGCUGUACAGUUGAUAGGUGAUGGUGUAUCUCAGGUACAGUCGCUUGGGAAUCAGGCUAUGACGAACUUUGUGAACUUACUGAACAUAACCCAUGAAGAUUCAGAAACAAGUGAGUAUUCCUCUGCAGAUGAUGGUGCCUACGAAGAGAUAGAGAGUCAGAAUAGAAGGUUUGAGCACUUGGGUCGAUUCUCUUCUGUUCAAUCUGGUAGUGAAUUUGUUAUGCCUGAAUCGACAAGCCGGCAGAUUGGGAGAGUUUUCCGUUACGUAUGGGCUCAGAUGCGAGCAAAUAAUGAUUUUGUGUGCUACUGCUGUUUCGUAAUUGUAUUCCUUUGGAACUUCAGCUUGCUUUCUAUGGUCUAUCUCACAGCCCUCUUUUUGUAUGCUCUCUGUGUGAAUUCUGGUCCAAGUUACAUUUUCUGGGUAAUUAUGCUAGUCUACACCGAGGUUUAUGUUUUACUCCUCUAUGUGUAUCAAAUCAUUAUCCAACACUGGGGUUUGGACAUACAGUGGGACCUGCUGCAUGAAUUAGGGUUUCCCAGUCAUCCAAUCAUGUCCUCAUUCGUCGUGAGUACAUUGCCUCUCUUUCUGGUGUAUGUGUUUACUCUCUUACAGUGCUCUAUAAUUGCGAAGGACGGUGAAUGGGUAUCUGUUAUGGAAUUCAAAUUUUUUAGGAGUCAUCGUCGUCACCCCGAAGAGGUUGUGCUGCAAUCUAGUUUGACAGAGAGGGCAGAGAGACUGGUUUUAAUGGUAAGAAAUGUGAUCAAAGCGAUGGUGCGGUUAUUAUCUAGGCACUGGAAAUCACUGACACGAGGAGCAGAAUCACCCCCUUACUUUGUACAGCUGUCGAUGGUAGUUAAGGUGUGGCCAGAUGAUGGAAUUCAGCCAGAAAGGAUCGAGUCGGGAAUAAAUAAGUUGCUUAAGAUUGUUCACGAUGAGAGAUGCAGGAACACGAACCCUAAUACGUGCACUUCUGCUAGUCGAAUUCGUGUGCAGAGCAUCGAAAGAAGUCAAGAAACCCCUAAUAUAGCUUUGACAGUUUUUGAAGUCAUAUAUGCUUCUGAUCUGACUGAGUGUCCUCCAACAGAAUGGUAUAAGUCACUAACUCCAGCAAUGGAUGUGGCCAAAGAGAUCAUCAAAGCCCAACGUGCUGGUUUAUUUGACGAGAUUGCAUUCCCUUACCCUAUAGUCUCUGUCAUUGGCGGUGGGAAAAGAGAACUUGACUUGUAUGCUUACAUAUUUUGUGCAGAUUUGGUUGUUCUUUUUUUGAUUGCCAUUUUCUAUCAAUCUGUUAUUAAAAAUAACAGCGAAUUUCUAGAAGUUUACCAACUUGAAGAUCAAUUCCCCAAAGAAUUUGUGUUUGUCCUAAUGAUCAUCUUUUUCUUGAUUGUGCUUGAUCGCAUUAUAUACCUAUGUUCGUUCCCCACCGGAAAAGUUGUAUUUUAUGUCUUCAACCUCAUCCUCUUUACUUACUCAGUCACUCAGUAUGCUUGGAACAUGGAACCUUCACAUAAGCACGCGGGAGAGUUAGCACUCCGUGCUAUCUAUCUCACCAAGGCAGUUUCUCUCUCUCUACAGGCCAUACAGAUUCGCUAUGGAGUUCCUCACAAAAGUACACUGUAUCGGCAGUUCUUGACGAGUAAGGUUUCACAUAUUAAUUAUUUGGGAUUCCGUCUUUACCGCGCCCUUCCCUUCCUGUAUGAAUUACGGUGUGUACUUGAUUGGUCAUGUACAACCACAUCUCUGACUAUGUAUGAUUGGCUGAAGUUGGAGGACAUUCAUUCCAGCUUGUAUCUCGUCAAAUGUGACGUUGAUUUGAAUAGAUCUAAACGUCAACAGGGAGAUAAACAAACUAAAAUGACCAAGUUCUGCAGUGGGAUAUGUCUAUUCUUUGUUUUGAUCUGUGUUAUCUGGGCCCCUAUGUUGAUGUACAGCAGCGGUAAUCCAACAAACAUUGCAAACCCUAUCAAAGGUGCGAGUGUGCAGAUAGACAUUAAGACAGAAGGAGGAAAGUUGACUUUGUAUGAGACCACACUGUGCAAAAAGAUAUCAUGGGAUGAUAUAGAUGUUGAUCUGGAUCCUCGUGGUUAUCUGGAUACAUAUAAUGUUGAUGACAUCCAAUUUGUUUGCUGCCAAGCUGACGCAAGUACUGUGUGGCUUGUUCCUCCCGUUGUUCUGCAUAGAUUCGUUCAGACCAUUAAUGACGAGAUGAGUAUUAGUUUUUCAUGGGUAUUUACGAGGGAUCGUCCUAAAGGGAAAGAAAUUGUGAAAUAUGAAAUCGUCCAUGAUCUUUUCCCAGAACCAUCAAUAGUUGAGGCAGUUUUCAAUGGUACUGCCAACAAUUUCAGGAUGUAUGAUGUUUAUCCGAGAUAUUUCCGGGUUACGGGAUCUGGUGAUGUUCGGCUUCUUGAACAAGCGGUGGAUCAAGUUAGCGGAGAUCUUAUUUUGAAUCGUGGGAAUACAGAGUGGUGGUCAUUCAAUGACCUAAAUGCAUCAACUGGAUGUGGAGACUUAACAGGACCUAUGGCCAUAAUUGUAUCCGAGGAAACACCGCAAGGUAUUCUCGGUGAAACUCUAAGCAAGUUCAGCAUCUGGGGUUUAUACAUAUCCUUUGUUUUAGCGGUUGGUCGGUUCAUCAGACUUCAAUGCUCAGACCUAAGAAUGAGGAUACCCUUCGAAAAUCUUCCUUCCUGUGACAGGUUGAUAGCAAUAUGUGAAGAUAUCUAUGCUGCAAGAGCAGAGGGUGAACUUGAAGUUGAAGAAGUUCUUUACUGGACACUAGUAAAGAUCUACAGAUCUCCUCACAUGUUGCUCGAGUACACCAAACCUGAUUAGACUUAUACACAAGCUAGUACCUAGUCGCUCCAUUUGUUUCUUUGUGGUGAUUAGUGAAAGGAGUUCGAUUCAAAUCCAGCAAAGUAACAUGAAUACAGAGCAAACAGAUUCAUAGACAAUCAAAAGUCUGUAUGAGCUUUGGAGGGUUUCUCAACACACGGCAAGGAUGUGUGUUCACCUUUACACGGUAAGGGUUUCUUAACACUUGAUAGAGCUGAAACAAUUUAAAUGGUUCCUGUUGUUAAACUACUGAGCCCCACGCUUACAAGAGCCGAAGCAAGUUAUAUAGUUCAUUUUGUACAACAAAUCCUCCUACUUUGCGACCAGGUUCGUCGACUUACUACUGGCACUCAGAAGAGUUCAGAGCAUGUAAAUAUCCAAUUUAGUUUUAUACCCACCUGACCUGACCACAUCACAACCAGAAUUAAAUGUUAAAAAUGUAUGGGCUUGUAUUUUAUUUUCAGCCCAAGUAUCAAGUUAUCACGUAACAUAUUUCAUAGCACUUAGGAUCCAUGAAAUUUUCAAAUUACUAGCGUGGCAUACGGCUAAUUUCCGUCUGAAACUUUCUAAUGUAGUUAGCUGGUACUUACAGUACAAUGAGAUGAAACCGAAAAACUUGGAAAAUCUUUAUUUUGGUAA
Molecule: messenger RNA, 8386 nt
Organism: Papaver somniferum (opium poppy)
Lineage: Eukaryota; Viridiplantae; Streptophyta; Magnoliopsida; Ranunculales; Papaveraceae
Product: piezo-type mechanosensitive ion channel homolog
Exons: 21
Coding region: 305-7747 (2480 amino acids)
Source: RefSeq, a predicted model, not a curated record